GUCAUGCUCGAUAUCCCACCCAUUCGGACCAUUUGCCUGGUGAAAUUUCCUCUUCGCUCGGCCAUUGACACACUUGCUUCUGUCAAUUCCUCUUUAUCCCUGUUUAACCUUUCUCUUUGGCUUGCGGGACCUCUGCCCUUAACUGACCAACCCGACUGGUCAACCACCCAUCACGAACUGCCCGGAUCGACAACAGCCUCCUGCUCCGCAGACUAAAGAGACAUGGCCAGCAACGAACCUCUGCACGGAGCUUGUCUCUGCGGUCGCAACCAAUACCAGAUUCACAUUCCAGACAAUGUGACCGAACACGCAGAGAUCUACUUUGAUAGCGGUCGGGAUAAUCGACGAAUCCACGGAACUCCACUCACAGCAUGGCUUCGUGUCCCUCUAUCCUGGUACCAGUCUCAUACCGAAUCGUUCUUCCCGGAUGAAACGCAUUCCACCAUCCGUCGUAUCUUCUCGCCUCAUCAUGCACCGCACACACAGCGUGUCUUCUGCGGCUUCUGCGGUAGCCCCCUUACGUACUGGAGCGAAGAGCCCCGGGAAGACGCGGAGUAUAUGUCCGUGACGAUUGGUAGUCUGGAUGCUGGGGAUCAACGCUUGCUGGAGGACCUUGACCUUCUCCCUGGAUCGGAUUCGUCCUUGGAAGAUGAGGAUGAUGAUGAGGACGACGACGACGAUCCUUCGGAGGAUAAUAAGGGUGUAGUUGCUGCACCGGCUCCGCAGACUACUGCUUCUACGUCUACGGUUGUCGUGCCGCCUUCGAGGGGGGAAGGGAACAUCUCCCGGUCUUAUCGCCAAGGCACGGUAGGUGGGAUCCCCUGGUUUGAGGAAAUGAUCGAGGGGAGUCGGCUGGGACGGUUGAUGAAGGGUAGACGAGGUAUGGGAGUCAGUGAUGAUAGUUCUACCACGAUAGAGUGGGAGAUUAGCGAGUGGACGAAUGAUGAUACUGGCUUGGCUCAGGCUGGCUCGUCUAGGCCAUCAAGAUCUGGGAAGAGGAAGCGUGGCCAUACUAAUGUGGACGAAAUCGAGCAGCCUAGCAAACGAAUGGAGUCACCUUGAUGGUGUACAUGUACAUGCUAUUGGCGUGAAAAUGGAAUCUAGAUAGUCGACGCAUAAUGAAAUGUUUUUAUUCAUC
Aspergillus melleus is the source of this 1138-nucleotide messenger RNA. RefSeq lists its product as uncharacterized. The coding region runs from base 223 to 1062 and encodes 279 amino acids. NCBI's taxonomy places the organism in Eukaryota, Fungi, Ascomycota, Eurotiomycetes, Eurotiales, Aspergillaceae. The record is from RefSeq and is a predicted model, not a curated record. The transcript has 2 exons.